CCACCGGGCGCUAAGCCGUCACUUACGCCGUAGUUAUCAGGGAGUUCGGAGCUCACAGACACACACACAAGAUGAAGACCGUAGCUGCCCUGCUUUUGUUGGGAGUCUCUGCCAUCGGACUGGCACAGGAGGACGAUUUCAUCUACGAAGAUUUUGUGUGCCCCAAGGACAACGGCUUCUUCGCCCACGAGACCCAGUGUGACGCCUACUGGGGCUGCAAAGAUGGCGUGCCUUCAUUCAAGCUGUGCGGGAAUGGGCUAGCCUUUGACGACAGGAAUGACACGAGAGAGCACUGCAACUAUCUGUUCACUGUUGAGUGUGGCAGCCGCACCGAACUUGAACCCCCAAUUUCCACCCCCCACUGCCCCAACCUCUACGGUAUCUUCCCUGACCCUGAUGACUGCGCCGUCUUCUGGUCUUGCUGGGAUGGAGAGGCUUCGCGUUACGCUUGCGCCCCAGGUCUGGCCUACGACAGGAAGUCCCGCGUCUGCAACUGGAUGGACAACAUUGCCGAAUGCAAACAGCAGAGAGCUGCCAUGGAACAGGACAUCCAGUGCCCUGCCCCAGGUGAACUCACUGCCACCGGAUCCUUCUCUCGCCACCCCCACCCCGAAGACUGCCGUCAGUACUUCGUCUGCCUGGACGGUGUUGCCCGCGAGUACGGAUGUCCCAUCGGCACGGUCUUCCAGAUCGGCCAAGAGGAUGGCUUCGGCCAGUGCGCUGAUCCAGAGAACGUCCCCGGAUGUGCUGACUACUACGGCGAUCUGGACCUAACCGCCCUUCGGAGGAGUCAGCUCCUGCUGGGGAAUGUAGGUCUUCAGGACAGCCAAGGUGGAAGUGCGCCCCCAGCCGCCCCAGCCCACAGACCCCGCCGCCCAGUAGCAGCAGCAGCAGCAGCAGCCCAGCCUGCUGACACAGUAGCAGAGGAAGAAGCAAUCCAGGCUUGAGAUGCCCCGGCCCCUCCCGUCAACUCCAGCAGCAGCAGUAGCGAGGACUACUACGGCGACCUGGACUUAAGGACGCUACGCGGCCUUGGUUUGAGAAAAUAAAUGUGAUUUUCAUAUAUAUAAAAAACUAUAUCAUUCGCAUAUGGAUUUUAUACAAUGUUAUUCAGAAGCGUCUUCAUUUUUUUAUAUUACCAAAAUAAUCCUCACAGUGCCUUAUAAACCAAGUUUUUAUUUUAUAUACUCUCUUUUUAUAUCUUUUUAGUACUACUUUUUUGUUUCCCAUCAAGCCUCAUUUAAAAAAAAAAGUUUUUUCUUCUCACUUUACGCAAUGAAUGAAAAACCAAAAUGAAUGAAAUUCAUUAUUUAUUUAAAGGUCAAUUAUCCAAAAUGGAAACUGCUGCUCAUAAUUUGGGAUUAGCCCUGUAUAGCCUGUACUAUAGCAGCCCUAAUUGUUUAUAGCUGUGAAACAACUAAAUUUCAGCCUUUUUCUUGAAACGUUUAGACUUCCUUUCAUUAUUCUUGUUUAGCUUUGUCAUUCAGUAAGAUCAAAACGUCCAUUCCUAAUUCAUAGGUCUAGUGUAUACGUACCUUCAGUCUUUUCCAAAGCGAAUCGAAAGGCCUAGUCUGUCUUUUUUUGCCCAAUCAAUCUUGUUGUAUUUUGGUCUUUUCGAAAGCAGAGCAAUAGUGAAUCAGCUCUUUUUUGUGUGUGAUCUGUUUCCCAGGCUGUUAAGUAAUAGCUAUAAACAGGCUAUACUCGCUGUAAAAUCUCGAGCCUUAACCUAGACUUAUGCAGGUUCAAAAGAGUCAUUCAGUUUCGACCACUUUUCUCUCCAGUAUUACCAGGACUUUUUUUCCUCCCAUGUGGGUAUCUGUACCCCACUGUGGGUAUUUAAAUAUCCCUCUGGGUAUUUAUGACCCACUGUGGGUAUUUAAAUAACCCCCCUGGGUAUCUGUACCCGAUUGUGGACGUGUUUUUAUCUUUUUUUUUUAAUUUUCUGUAAAAGCCAGUUUUGUGUAAGCCUGUUGUAUAUUGUUAAGUUGUACAAUAAUUUUAAGUAUUUUGUAAAUAAAAUACUCCAGUGAU
Macrobrachium nipponense is the source of this 2031-nucleotide messenger RNA. RefSeq names its product protein obstructor-E-like (gene Gasp). Gene Ontology annotation, molecular function: chitin binding. NCBI's taxonomy places the organism in Eukaryota, Metazoa, Arthropoda, Malacostraca, Decapoda, Palaemonidae. The transcript has 6 exons. The record is from RefSeq and is a predicted model, not a curated record. Gene Ontology annotation, cellular component: extracellular region. The coding region runs from base 72 to 947 and encodes 291 amino acids.